AGAAUGCACUCACCGAACAGCAAGCAGACCAAGAACGGAAUAGGGCACACAUGCUUAUCGUGAUGCUAGAGAUGGAGACUGAGAACCUGAAGAAGACAGGCUUUGAGCUGAUAGAUUACUCCAAGACCAGAGGCCACUAUGUCUUUGUGCAGAAUUUCAUGGCUCUUCCUUUGCCUCUUGGACAUGGAGCUUCACCCAACAGCAUACAGAGUGCAUAGACCUCUGCUGCAAACUUCAUACCAGAUCCUUCCAGUGUACUUCAGUGUUUACGGGCCAUCAAAGAGACAGGAUAUCUUGAAAAUGCAGUUUCACCCAACAGCAUACAGAGUGCACAGACCUCUGAGACAAACUUCAUGUCAGAUACUUCCAGUGUACACCAGGCAAUCAGAGAGACAAGAUAUCAGGACAUGGUUAACAAUGCAAUCAGAGUUCCAGCUCCAUGUCCAAUGCUAUCAUUUCCAGAACCCAAAACAAGGCAGGACUUUCUAGAACUUUCCUGUCAGUUGACUCUAGACCUCACAACAGCAUAUCAGGAUCUCCAAGUAUCUCGAGACCUGAAGAAGGUGACACACAACCUUUCACAACAAUACCCAGACCAUCCCGACAGAUUUGAGUGUUAUGAACAAAUUCUAUGCAAAGAGGCUUUGUAUGGUGGUCGCUAUUACUGGGAGGUGGAAAAGUCCUGUCACAAUCUAGAGUUUGCAGUUGCAUAUAAAACAAUCGGCAGAAAAGGCUGGACUCAUGACUGUCGCUUUGGGUACAAUAAGAAGUCUUGGAGUUUGCAAUACGAACGGAUUUUAGAAUCAUCUGUCCUUCACAACAAAAACGAGACCAAAAUAUCAGUUCCUUCCUGUGAAAUAAUAGCAGUUUAUCUGGACUAUCCUGCUGGCACUCUGUCAUUUUAUGCCAUUGCCAACACCAUGACCCUUCUGCACAGGUUUGAGACCACUUUUACAGAACCACUUUAUGCUGGGUUUAGGCUUAGAUCAUAUACAUCCAGUGUAAUUUUAUGCUAGCAGAAUUACAGUCUUGAGUAGUCUCUUGUGCCGUCCUAUUCCUGUCUCUUCAGUGAUACUUUUGAAGAAUCCAACAAGUGUGAUUCUAAUCAUGUUAAAUUCUGAAUCAAAGUUAUUUGAAUUUGGUUUUCUGUCAUUUACUACAUCAUUAGAGGGAGCAGUAAACUGACUGUAAAAUGUGUGUCUAUAUUUUCAAGCAUUUAAACAUAUUUGUAUUUCAUACUUUCUAGCUCAAUAACAAUCAAACAGAUUCAGUUUGCAGUUGCAAGAAACUUUUGUGAGUCUUUUACAGUUACCUGAAUUUUUACCUUAAUUAGUCAUAGAAAUGCGGUCUGAUCUUCAAGUACGUGACAAUAGCAGACAAACAUAAUCUCUUUAAACAAACAACACACAGACGGCUGAACUUCAUCGCUGCAGUACUCAACAGAUUGCUUAAACAGUCACAGACUGGAGCAAUUCUGUGAAUCCUAUUUAGAAUUUCCACCAAACCCUUUCUGUAGCUACUGACUAGUCUUGUGCAACAGUCAGGAGGAAUUGUUUCAAACUUUCAUGAUUCUUCUGGUCACUCCACAAUAUCUCCUUUGGGGUGAGGUCUUGGACUCUGACCUGAUAGGCAUUUUCUUCUGGCUAAGUUCUUCUGUUGUUGAUUUACUUCUGCAUUUCAGGAUGUUGUCUUCUACUAUUAAGUUUCAUGUGACAGACCACUACAUUCUUCUACAGAAUUUUCUAGAUACCAUUUAAAAAUGAUAGCAAGGUGUCCAGGCAGGACAGGAAGUCUGCCCCAAACCAUGAUGCUCCCUCAACCAUGAGGUUUUGGUGCUGGUGUGCUGUGCUUUUAUUCAUCUAAACAUGGUGUUGUUCUGGAAGAGUUCAACUCAACACAUUUGAGAUGUGCAGCGAUAUUUCUCUUUUGGAGAACAGUGAUUUACCUUUAUGAACACCAUUCUUAUUUUUUGAUUUUUUUUCUACCUGAGACAUCAAAAGAGACUCUGGCAAGGUCAGGAGAUUCCUGAUGAUCCUUUUCUGUUAAUUUAGGGUACUUUUGACCUUCUUCAGCAUUGCAUAUGUGCUCUAGUCUUGAUCUUUGCAGGAUGCUAACAUUUGGGAAGAGUAGCAACAAGACUAAAUUUGCAACAUUUGUAGACAGUAGAGAUUGAUGAACAUCCAGACCUUUUGAAAUACUCUUAUUUUCCAGCUUUAUGCAUCUCUAUAAUUCUUCUAAAGUUUUCUCAUAUCUGAUGGUCGCCAACAACAAAUCUGACUUGAGAAGUUCAGACACUUUUAGUAACCAGUUGGUUGUGUGCCUCUUUUAUACAGCAGGUCACCUCCCAGCCAUACAUCCAAUCUCACCUCGUUGAUUGGAACACAAGACUCCAAUGAGCUUUUGGAGAACUCACAGGCCUAGAGGCUCAAGUCUGUGAAUGUUUAAACAAAUGUGUUUAGGAUGGACAAGAAAAAGCUCUGUUAUUAGUAUACUUUUAAUUUAAAUUUAUGUUUGUCUAUUAUUAUGAAUUAUCUGAAGAUCAGACCACAUUUUAUUUAGUAAGUUCUGCAGCAGUCCGGGUAAUUCUGAUGGUUCACAAACUUUUACGUAUGUCCUAAUUGCACAUUUACAAAAUAUAAAAUAUAAAACAAUCAUAUUUACUCUUUGUCUAGUUACAGAUAUUUUAAAGGCAGAAUGAAGAGACAAUAAGAGAUGCCAAUUAAUUACUUAAUCACUGUAUUUCAUGUAGAAAUACCUUUUACUUGGGUGGCACAGUAGCUCAGUGGUAGUGCAGCUGCCUCACACUCACAACAUCAACAACACCAUUUAUUUCUAUAGUGCGUUUUUAUACAACUGAUGUAGCUCAAAGUGCUUUAAAAGAUGAGGAAAGAAAAAGGGAAAAUAUAAAAAUAAAAUUAGGCAAAACUAAUUAACAAAGAAUAAAGUAAGGUCCGAUGGCCAGGGAGGACAGGAAAAACAAAACAAAAAAAAACUCCAGAGGGCUGGAGAAAAAAUAAACUAAAUCUGCAGGGGUUCCAAGGCCACGAGACCACCCGGCCAGCCCCCACUGGGCAUUCUACCUAACAUAAAUGAUCUCAAUCAGUCCUCAUGGUUUACAGGCUUCACGUGGAAGAAUUAGAUAAUGAUGAUCAUAUGGACCUCUGGCCUUCAGUCCAUCAAUGUAGGGACUGCUCGGUGCUUUGAUCAGGUGGCAGAAAUGCAGAUCGCCACCACAGAAAACCAGAAAGAGAACAGCAGAGAUAGCAGGGGUUAGUACUGAUUUUGGACCCAUGAAAAAAAUGAUAAUUAAAUACAUAUACAGAAUAUCAGGGUUAUACUUAAAUGAAGCUAUGAGAAAGCCAUGUUAAAAUAAGAGUUUUUUUAGCAGUUUAGCAGUCCCAUGUUCUCCCAUGUACACGUGGGUUUCUGCUCACAAUCUAAAGACAUGCAGGCUAGGUGGAGUCUGGCCCGUGUGUUUGUGUUCACCCUGGGAUGGAUGGCCACCCUGCCCAGGUGAUGUUCCUGCCUUGCGCCUGAAGCUCGCCAUCAUGGGUUUAAGCUUCUCUACAAUGCUACUCUAAAUAAGCAGGUUUGGAAGAUGAAUGGAUGGAUCUUUCCUCCUGAGAUAGAUAGAUAGAUAGAUAGAUA
Erpetoichthys calabaricus (reedfish) is the source of this 3648-nucleotide messenger RNA. RefSeq names its product tripartite motif-containing protein 16-like. Bases 354 to 1016 code for a protein of 220 amino acids. Gene Ontology annotation, molecular function: protein binding. Lineage: Eukaryota; Metazoa; Chordata; Cladistia; Polypteriformes; Polypteridae. The record is from RefSeq and is a predicted model, not a curated record. The transcript has 4 exons.